Molecule: messenger RNA, 600 nt
Organism: Theileria equi strain WA
Lineage: Eukaryota; Apicomplexa; Aconoidasida; Piroplasmida; Theileriidae
Exons: 4
Coding region: 1-600 (199 amino acids)
Source: RefSeq, a predicted model, not a curated record
AUGGCAUCGGAAAAAGCAAAACCAACUCCACUUUUAUAUUUGGCGGUGAAGAUUCUUUCCAACCAUGGCCUAAAGAAGACAAUAAAGAGACUAGGAAAGGAGUACAAAUGUAAGAAGCUUAAGGCAAAGCACCUUCCAAAAGAGAUUAGGGAUAUAGACAUCGACAGUAUUGUUCCAAUUGUUUUUGGUAUUGAGAAAAAUACUGAAAAAGUAAAAGAAAGUAAUGCAGUAUCAAAUACUAGCGUGAUUGCUGGGUUCGUUAAGAGUCCCAACGGUCUUCCUGGUACUAUUGAGACACCAACGCCGGUAGAAACACAAGAAAAGCCACAUACACCUACCGGAUCAUCAGGUACUCCUUUCAGGAGAAUAGAUAACGAGCUUUGGUUUGAUAGAAUAGAAAAGGAGGAACUGAAAGUGAACUCUUAUAAAGCAAAACAUGACCCAUUUGUUCUAAAAGCAGCAGAAGAGUUGAGUAAAGUUAAGGGAAAGGAUUUUAGACAUGAAAAAUCUAAAAAGAAGAAGGCAUCCUGGAAAGGAUCAGGAGAGAUUACUAAUGUAGUUAAUUCGAUAUCUUUCGAUGAUUCGGACGAUGGUGACUGA